Penicillium canescens is the source of this 279-nucleotide messenger RNA. RefSeq lists its product as uncharacterized. The transcript has 2 exons. The record is from RefSeq and is a predicted model, not a curated record. Gene Ontology annotation, cellular component: mitochondrion. Lineage: Eukaryota; Fungi; Ascomycota; Eurotiomycetes; Eurotiales; Aspergillaceae. The annotation marks the transcript as partial.
AAGAAGCUACCCGAAUAUUUUGAUUAUGAGCAUUUCUUUCGUUACACUACUGGACGGUGGCUUUGGGAUGAGCAGAAACAGCUACGGGAGAGGUAUAGUGCCUUCAAUGUCCCCGAGCUACAAGCCGUCUGUGCCAAGGCUGUGGGGCAACUCGAACAAUGUGUCUCGUCUACUCAUGAUGACGGCAAGACAGCUCUGGCACCGAUCGCGAACCCGAACGCUGGGCCUGCAUUCUAUACAACUGCCUCCGAGGUUGCCACAAUAAAUCUGUGCUCUUAA